UGUGUGAUUUGCCAUGAUCCUAUCUUCGGAGAGGAAGUUCUGGCACCAUGCAAUCACUUCUUCGAUAUCAGUUGCAUCACCGACCUAUUCCGGUCAGCAAUGCGCGACGAGCGCCUGUAUCCUCCUCGGUGUUGCCAUCAGAACAUUCCGCUACCGCAAGUUCGGCCUCACUUGACGCAGGCAUUCCUUACCGAGUUUGAACUCAAAGCCCAAGAAUAUGGGACGCUGAAGCGCGUUUAUUGUGUCGAAUCAACGUGCAGCCGUUUUCUCGGGCCAUUACAUGACGGGGGUUCCUCGAAGAUCUUUACAUGCCCGUCCCCUACAUGCAUGACGAUGACAUGUGGAAAAUGUCGCGGGAGAUACAAAAGAUUCACCCACUCCUGCACUCCCGAUGCAGAGACUGAGGUUGUACUCACGCUUAGCCGCGCCUCAGGAUGGUCCCGUUGCCCAGGUUGCGCUCAGAUGAUUGAGCUUAGCGUAGGGUGUUUCCAUAUGAGCUGCCGAUGCAAGACGGAGUUUUGCUAUCUGUGCAGAGCAUUGUGGAAGACUUGCAAGUGCCCCCGAUGGGAUGAGUCUAGGCUGCUUGCUCGCGCACAGUGA
Suillus fuscotomentosus is the source of this 600-nucleotide messenger RNA. RefSeq lists its product as uncharacterized. Gene Ontology annotation, molecular function: ubiquitin protein ligase activity; zinc ion binding; ubiquitin conjugating enzyme binding. The record is from RefSeq and is a predicted model, not a curated record. The transcript has a single exon. Gene Ontology annotation, biological process: positive regulation of proteasomal ubiquitin-dependent protein catabolic process; ubiquitin-dependent protein catabolic process; protein polyubiquitination. Lineage: Eukaryota; Fungi; Basidiomycota; Agaricomycetes; Boletales; Suillaceae. The annotation marks the transcript as partial. Gene Ontology annotation, cellular component: ubiquitin ligase complex; cytoplasm.